This is a messenger RNA of Didymodactylos carnosus, 495 nucleotides long. NCBI's taxonomy places the organism in Eukaryota, Metazoa, Rotifera, Eurotatoria, Philodinida, Philodinidae. The record is from the annotation of a GenBank genome assembly.
AUGGCACCCAUCUACAUAUCAGUUAUCGAAAAACAUACAUAUGCCGAGAAUUACGAUACAGCUACAAAAUCAUACGAAUCAGCCCGUCGUCUUCUGAGCAGUCAGCAAAUCAUCCCGGAUAAGAAUAUGGCUUUAAUCUACAGCACAGUUAUUGAAAGACAUAUAUCUCAUGAUAAUUCUGAUCAAGCUAUAGAAGUUUAUGAAUCAGCACGUGGUCUUCUCACGAAUCACAAAGUGGAACUAGAUGAGAAAAUGGCUUCCAUCGACAUGUCAGCUAUUGAAAGUCACAGAUUUUUUGGGAAUUUUAAUCAAGCCAUAGAACCAUAUAAACCAGCAUGUCGCCUUCUGCCACCAGACAAUAUUAUUAGACUUCAUCAGAAAAUGGCCUCCAUGUACAUGUCAGUUAUUGAAAGGCAUACAUCUAAUGAGAAUUUUGAUCAAGCUAUAAAAGCAUAUAAAUUAGUACGUCGUUUAGUAUUAGUACUUCCAAAUUAG